Molecule: messenger RNA, 780 nt
Organism: Linnemannia hyalina
Lineage: Eukaryota; Fungi; Mortierellomycota; Mortierellomycetes; Mortierellales; Mortierellaceae
Source: the annotation of a GenBank genome assembly
AUGGCUCGUGGACCCAAAAAGCACUUGAAGCGCCUCAAUGCCCCCAAGCACUGGAUGCUGGACAAGCUCACCGGCACCUAUGCCCCCAGACCUACCGCCGGUCCUCACAAGCUCCGUGAGUGCUUGCCCCUCGUCAUCUUGAUGCGCAACCGUCUGAAGUACGCCCUCAACGGUAAGGAGGUUCAGUCCAUCCUUAUGCAGCGUCUUGUCAAGGUUGACAACAAGGUCCGUACCGACUCUACCUUCCCCGCUGGAUUCAUGGAUGCCAUUACCAUCGAGAAGACUGGUGAGAACUUCCGUCUCGUCUACGAUACCAAGGGUCGCUUCACCGUCCACCGUAUCACCGCCGAGGAGGCCAAGUACAAGCUGUGCAAGGUCAAGAAGGUCCAGCUCGGUGCCAAGGGUAUCCCCUUCGUCGUCACCCACGACGGUCGCACCCUCCGUUACCCCGACCCCUUGAUCAAGGUCAACGACACCGUCAAGCUUGACUUGGAGACUGGCAAGUUCAACGAGUACAUCAAGUUCGAGGUCGGCAACGUCGCCAUGGUCACCGGUGGUCGUAACACUGGCCGUGUCGGUGUCAUCACCCACCGUGAGCGUCACGUCGGAGGUUUCGAUAUCGUCCACAUCAAGGAUGUCCUCGACCGCCAGUUCGCUACCCGUCUCUCCAACGUCUUCGUCAUUGGUGAGGGUAACAAGCCUUGGGUCUCUCUCCCCAAGAACAAGGGUGUUAAGCUCACCAUUGCCGAGGAGCGUGACCGUCGCCGCGCCGCCAACUAA